UGAACGGGAAUUUCCGAAAUAUGAAGGGUAUUUUCGUUGACCUGAUCCUGCCCAGGUAAAGGAAGAUGCAGUGACUUCAGAACAGAGAAAACACUCUUUUGUUUCUGUAUUAUUCAGGUUCCUGUUAUUAUACCAGCCAUUACACCUAUACAUUUUCUUCCAAUAAAUUGAACAAUGGGGGACACGCUUCAAGAAGACGCCAUAGUUCUACCUCGUCCAGAAUUGCGGGAGGCUGUAAUGAUUGUUGAUAACGAACUGCACGAUGACGAUGUUAAGACACUUAAGUUUCUUUGUCAGAAUCUGGUGCCAGGAAACAAGGUGAACCGUGUGAAAACUGCUCAUGAGCUGAUGGACUUACUGGAAAGUAGGAAUCUUUUGAGUUCUGUGAACUAUGACCUCAUACCUGACUUGCUUCAGUGUAUUGGGAGGAUUGAUAUUGUAGAAUCACUUGGGUAUGAUGAAGAAGAAGUUUUGACAAAUAGGGAUCGUGGUUUGUGCCAAAUAAACCCUUUUUACAUUCUUUUGUGCACAAUUUCUAAUGACCUGAGUGAUGAAGACGUGAAGAAAAUGGCAUUCUUAUAUGGCAAGAUUCCCCGAUCACAGGCACUGUCUUCUGGUCUUGAUGUAUUCACAACAAUGAUCCAUCAUAAGACAGCUGGACCUGACAACAUACAGGCUCUAAAAGACAUUUUCAUGUCCAUCCAGAGGAAUGACUUAGUUACUAAACUUGAAAAUUAUUCAGCUUCAGGAGGAGCAUCUGUAUUUAAGGAUUUGAAAAAAAUCUUCCUACAGUCUAGGACAAACAUCACAUCGUUUAGGUUCAGUCUGCCUGUAGAAGCCAAUAGUUCACCUAGAAAUACUAAUAUUGUAUGUGAUCCAGAAGAGACAACUGUCACUCAGCUUACACCAGGGAAUGUAGGUGGUGAACCAGUGGCUCCACCUUCUCAUUGUCCUGCUGCUAAAAUAGCUGAUGCAGCAAGAGCAGAUAAUCAGGCAGAGGACAGACAGGCACUGCAAGAUGCACUGGACAUAGAGAUUGUUCCAGAGAAGAUAAAGGAAGUGCUGGCAAAGGAAAUUCCAGAUGAAUACUGGGUUGAGAUCAGCAACCAUCUUUGUGUGCCUCUGAGAGAAACUGGACAUAGUCCAAAAGGAGACCUCAACAUCAACAUUCAGACUCUUGGUUUGGAUUCAUGGGAGGUCUCCAUGCAAGAGUCAGUUUACAGCCACAAUGAAGCCUCCAGUGCAGCUUCUGCAAAAUACAUGUCAGUGGAAACUGUCUCACAAAGUGCAUCAGAGAUUGGUCAAAUCACUAACAAUGUGCAACGGAUGAGCCUUCAAUCACAGAAUCCAGUUCCUAUCUACAAGAUGACAUCCAUGCCACGAGGAAUAUGUCUUAUCAUAAACAACAGAAAUUUCUACAAAGACGGACAAAGGCGUUCCAAAGAAAUGCCAGUAAGAGAAGGAACAGAAAUUGACAAGGAAAAGCUGAUGAGAACAUUUGGCAACCUGGGUUUUAUUGUGCAACCGCAUGAUGAUGUGACAGACACAGGCAUGCUACAAGUCAUCAGCCAAAUGGCUCUGGAGGAUCACACAAGUUAUGAUUGCUUUGUUUGCUGCAUUCUUACUCAUGGCCUCCAAGGAGAACUGUAUGGUGUGAAUGGCAUAACUGUCCCUAUCAAGGAUCUGACAGGACCUAUGCGUGCACAAAGUUGCCCUACCUUGUCUGGCAAACCAAAACUGUUCUUCCUUCAGGCUUGUCAAGGUCGUGACAAGCAGCCAGGUUACCCUGACAUACAGACAGAUGCACCCAUUGCCACAGAUAGUCCACAAGAGAUAAUCCCCAAUGAGGCAGACUUUCUUCUAGGCUAUGCCACUGUUCCUGGUUAUGUGUCCUACCGCAGCAAGACACGAGGAUCGUGGUAUAUUACAAAGCUCACAGAGCUUUUGUCCAGGCAUGCUUACGAACAUGAUAUCCUUGACAUCCUGACACUUGUCAAUUAUGAGGUUGGGCGAGGAGAUGCCAAGAUGGAAGAUGGAAUGUUCAAACAGUCUCCAGCACCAAUGUAUUCACUGAGGAAAAAACUCCUCUUUACUCAACUUAGCAACUGAUGACAGCAUAUGGAAUUAGUAUGGUCAUUACAGUGCUGAACUCUUUGAAAUAACUUGAAUGAUGACUUCAUGCAUGUAGAAGGCUGUGUGUAUAUAUAUAUAGAGAGUAUUUAAGUUUGUAAUCUGACAUUGUUUAUAUUGGUGGUAAAUAUUAAUCACAAAAUUAUGUUUACCAGUUAAUAUUUUACCUAGGAUUGACUUGAUUUAUAAACUACAGGCAGUCCUCGGGUUAUGUCAGUCCCGAGUGGUUACGACACAUCUCCCAUUUAUUGUAUAAAGCCUUGUUUCGACCUUAGUGGUUUUGCGUCAUAAACAUUGUAACCCGAACUUCGUGUUUCAUUUCAUUAUAAAAUGUAUUUUAUAUGUGUUUUUUGAUAAUUAUGGUGUUAAAUAGGAUAAGUGCUUACAGUAUGUUAUUUACGUACAGUAUGUAUGUAUGUUCUGACUUACAGCGAAAAUCGGUUUACAAUGCGACGUAGAAACAGAACAGCGUCGUAAGUCGAGGACUGCCUAUAAUAUACAUUAACUAUAUAUAUUGAUUGUAUUGAAGAUUUCAAAAGACAAGCCCACGACUAUAGAUACUGCACAUAUGGAUGUCCAUCUUUUGUUAACAGUAGAGAAAAUCUGCCAAUGAACUCUUCUGACUUUUGCACAUUUAAUGCCAUAAAUAUAUCAUUGUUAAGAGACAGUAAAUGAGCUUUUUACAAUCUGCAAAGAAUGUGAAUUUCUUCUUUGUUCCUCAUAAUUAGAUACAGCUGAAAAAGCAUGAGCAGAGGUGAUCGUUUAUAAAUUUAUGUGUUUUAUGUACUUGCACACCACUCGCCACUUGGGCGAACUUUUAUCAGCUGCUGUCUCUGUUCGGUCAACCCUGGCAACCAGUCAAGGGAGUAAAUUUCAUCAGAGAUCUGUUUUUACCUCAUAAAUUUUUUUUUUAAAAAGAGAAAAGCAAUUAGGGGCUUGUUUUGAGCAUUUGCUAACUGAAUCUCUCCAUCCACACACCUUGAUUUGCUGAUAUAAGUGUAGAGGGCUGGAUGUCAUUUGGGAAAUUCCUUGAGCAAAUGACAUAAGGUGCGACAUCAAAAUAAGGUGACGACAAACGGAGGACAUAAAAGAAAUUGGAAGAGAGCAGAUGACAGCGUGUCAGAGAAGGAGCAUGGAUGUGUGGCGCAGCUGUGGCCAUUGUUCAAGCCCGUGCAUUAAAGGGUUGUGCAUCUGC
This is a messenger RNA of Pomacea canaliculata, 3325 nucleotides long. Its product is annotated as caspase-10-like. Gene Ontology annotation, biological process: regulation of apoptotic process; proteolysis. Lineage: Eukaryota; Metazoa; Mollusca; Gastropoda; Architaenioglossa; Ampullariidae. The record is from RefSeq and is a predicted model, not a curated record. Gene Ontology annotation, molecular function: cysteine-type endopeptidase activity; protein binding.